Lobosporangium transversale is the source of this 991-nucleotide messenger RNA. RefSeq lists its product as hypothetical. Lineage: Eukaryota; Fungi; Mortierellomycota; Mortierellomycetes; Mortierellales; Mortierellaceae. The record is from RefSeq and is a predicted model, not a curated record. The coding region runs from base 207 to 755 and encodes 182 amino acids. Gene Ontology annotation, molecular function: ATP binding. Gene Ontology annotation, cellular component: membrane. The transcript is spliced from 3 exons.
GCCGUUGAUACUUAAACCCCCCCACUUCCCUCUUCUCUUCGUCAACACAUUUUCUCCCCUCCCCUCCCAUACUGAAAUGCUUUAUUGACCAUUCAUUUCAUCUUAACCUAACAACAUACCCAAUUUACUCUCUUUUACUUUUACCUCCCCACUCUCUUAGUUCUCAAUCCCAUCCUCACUUUUCAUAAUCAUCACCUUGACUAGCCAUGUCUGGUGAAGGAAAGAUGGAGCUCGAGGAGCUCAAGCAAUAUCCCACAGCUGUCGAUGCUGCCAUCGCAGAGACCGUUACUACCAACAACCUCGCUGCCCCUAUCACUAGCACCUCUGCUGCUGUUGCUGCUACUGCUGCUACAACAUCGGAGAAACAUUCCGGAAGUGUCGUAGAGACCUCCGCAUCCACUGUUGCCUCGGACAAAGGCAUCGUCGACACUCUUCCAAACAACAAAGGCAAAAAGAACAAGAAGGGUAAGGGUAAAGAUGAUGAAGCAGAAGGAAAGGAUCCUGCUCCAGCUGAACCCAAGAAAACUGUCAGUUACUUUUCCCUCUACCGAUUUGCCUCCAACCGGGACCUGUUUUAUAUCACUGUUGCUAUCAUCGCAUCGAUAGCUUCUGGCGUGGGUCAGCCACUGGUUGCUCUGCUCCUAGGAAACAUCGUCUCAGACUUGGCCUAUUCUGAAAAUAAAGAAGAGGAUGUCUUGAAAAAUGUGGUUAUUUUCGCUAUCAUCGGUGCUGCUGUCUUUGUUGCUGCUUUCUAGCGGACAAGGAAAUCUGUAGCUUAAAGGCAUUUGUACUAACCUGAUAUCCUCAAUUUCUCUGUCGCCUUGCUGCAUUAAUAGUACCUUCAAAUGUGCUUCUGGACCUUGGCAGCAGAGAACCAGGUUAAACGAAUCCGUGAAAAAUACCUUCAUGCGAUCUUACGUCAGGACAUUGGAUGGCACGAUACUGGAAAGCAAUCCGAGUCGCUCACUACUCGCCUCAACUCGGACACCCA